Messenger RNA from Conger conger (European conger), 1128 nucleotides. It is a transcript of the gene mrrf, whose product is annotated as mitochondrial ribosome recycling factor. Gene Ontology annotation, biological process: translation. The coding region runs from base 178 to 1023 and encodes 281 amino acids. The record is from RefSeq and is a predicted model, not a curated record. Gene Ontology annotation, molecular function: ribosomal large subunit binding. Lineage: Eukaryota; Metazoa; Chordata; Actinopteri; Anguilliformes; Congridae. Gene Ontology annotation, cellular component: mitochondrion. The transcript has 7 exons.
CACCGUAGAGUGACAUUCUCCACAUAUCGUCAUCUGCGCUAUUAAUGACGUUUCCAGCCAUUUUAUCGCGUUAUGAUGACGUAGACGCAAAACUUGCUCGAGAGGUAGACGGUCAUGCUUUGAUUCAGUUUGUGGUAGCUAUAUUAUUUCCGCCGCGCUGAACCGGGUGACGCAGCGAUGGCUCUGAGUCGGCUCGGCCUCUUACGGCCCCUGCUGCUCCGAUGCUCAGCCCCGCUGGGGGCCCUCACCACCCUGGCUCCACUGGGGGCCCUCACCACCCUGGCUCCACUGGGGGCCCUCACCACCCUGGCUCCACUGGGGGCCCUCACCACCCUGGCCCCGGGGCUUCUAACCCCCCCCAGGCAGACGGCGGUCCCCCCUCUCUGCCUCGCCCGUCUGUAUGGCACCAAGAAGAGUAAAGCGAAAUCCAAGGGGCCGCAGGCGAAAGUGAACAUCAACCCGGAGCUGGUGGAGGAUAUCAUCAACCUGGAGGAGGUGAAGCAGGACAUGACUGCCGUGCUAGCCACUCUCAAGGACGACUUCAGCCGCAACCUGAGCAUCCGCACCUCUCCUGGAGCCUUGGACCACAUCAUCGUCAGCACCAAGGACGGCCGCUUCCCCAUCAACCAGCUGGGCCAGGUCGCCAUGAAGUCUCCUCAGCUGAUUGUGGUCAACAUGACCGGCUUCCCAGAGGCCACGGCGGCAGCUGCCCAGGCCCUGAGAGACAGCAGCAUGAGACUCAACCCUGAUGUGGAGGGCACCAUCAUCAGGGUGCCCAUUCCCAAGGUGACCAGGGAGCACAGGGAGAACCUGGCUAAGCUGGCCAAGCAGUUCAGCAACAAGGCCAAGGAGUCCCUGCGCCGGGUCCGGUCAGGAGCGGUCACCCAGCUGAAGAGGGAGAAGGACCAGGUCUCUGAGGACACCAUCCGGCUGAUAGAGAAGCAGGUUCAGCAAAUGACAGACAGUUUUUCUGCUGACAUAGAGAAACAACUGGCCACCAAGACCAAGGAGCUACUGGGGUGAUAUCCACUGGAGAGUCUCUUUUUUCUAUACUUGCUGUUUCUGUCUGAGUGGACACGGUGUCUCAACAUGUGAACUUCUGGAAUAAAAUAAGCAGUUUGACAAUUA